ACUCGAUUCUGUACAUCCAUACUGCAUCUUCAUCCGAGGGCUCAGAUUUCAUCUCACAUUCUAGAAUCCGGCUUCACGUUCCCCCACAACCUUAUACAUACACGCACAAACCCGUAGAGAGAGAGAAGAAGAAGAAGAAGAGCACCAAAGCUCCCAUCAUCAUCAUCAUCAUCAUCAUCAUCAUCAUCAUCCUCUGUUUCUCCACUCCAUUCCCGCUCUCUCUCUCUUUCUCUUUCUCUCUUCGAUCUCGAGGUUUCCCAAAGGAGGUAGCAUAAGAUGGCAGAUGGGGAGGAUGUUCAACCACUUGUCUGUGACAAUGGGACAGGAAUGGUUAAGGCUGGGUUUGCUGGAGAUGAUGCUCCACGAGCUGUUUUCCCUAGCAUUGUUGGGCGCCCCCGUCACACUGGUGUCAUGGUGGGUAUGGGUCAAAAAGAUGCAUAUGUGGGAGAUGAAGCUCAGUCGAAGCGAGGUAUCUUAACCUUGAAAUACCCAAUUGAGCACGGUAUUGUUAACAACUGGGAUGAUAUGGAGAAGAUAUGGCAUCACACAUUCUAUAACGAGCUUCGUGUUGCCCCUGAGGAGCACCCUGUCCUCCUUACUGAAGCACCUCUCAACCCUAAGGCUAAUCGUGAAAAAAUGACUCAAAUCAUGUUUGAGACAUUCAACACCCCAGCUAUGUAUGUUGCUAUCCAAGCCGUUCUCUCUCUGUAUGCUAGUGGGCGUACCACUGGUAUUGUGUUGGACUCUGGUGACGGUGUGAGUCACACUGUCCCCAUCUAUGAAGGUUAUGCCCUUCCACACGCCAUCCUUCGUCUUGACUUGGCUGGCCGUGACCUCACCGACAAUUUGAUGAAGAUACUCACGGAGCGUGGUUACUCCUUCACCACUUCAGCCGAGCGUGAAAUUGUGCGAGACAUGAAAGAAAAGCUUUCGUACAUAGCUCUUGAUUACGAGCAGGAGCUUGAGACUUCAAAGACUAGCUCUUCUGUGGAGAAGAGCUAUGAGCUUCCUGAUGGGCAGGUGAUCACCAUCGGUAAUGAGCGUUUCCGUUGCCCUGAAGUCCUUUUCCAACCUUCAAUGAUCGGGAUGGAAGCUGCAGGGAUCCACGAGACCACAUACAACUCUAUCAUGAAAUGUGACGUGGAUAUUAGGAAGGACCUCUACGGGAACAUUGUACUCAGCGGUGGCACUACCAUGUUUGGGGGGAUUGCUGAUAGAAUGAGCAAGGAAAUCACAGCGUUGGCUCCUAGCAGCAUGAAGAUCAAGGUCGUCGCACCACCCGAGAGGAAAUAUAGUGUUUGGAUCGGAGGCUCUAUCUUAGCCUCACUCAGCACCUUCCAACAGAUGUGGAUUGCCAAGGCAGAGUACGAUGAAUCUGGUCCAUCAAUUGUGCACCGAAAGUGCUUCUAGUUUUCUCCAAGACCAUCGCCUGCUGCUGGAGACCAAAUUUCUUCACUUCUUUCCUACUGGGUCAGGAGUUGACCUUGCAACCUUAAAUUUUUUCUUUUAAUUUUUUGUGUACUUGUUCUGUCUGGUCGUUCUAUGUAUGGACGGUGAGAAGGCUGAGAGUUUACUGUUCCAAUUCUUAUAUUUUUGUUGGUUUAGAAGUUUUAUCCAUUCCUCGAAUCCCCCUUUUUAGCUUUUUUUUCUUUUAUAAAUGCUUUACAAUGGCUUUGUUCUACUUAUUAUUCAUUCAUAAAUUAAUGAGAAUUUCCUUCGA
This is a messenger RNA of Ipomoea nil (Japanese morning glory), 1720 nucleotides long. Its product is annotated as actin-97. The transcript is spliced from 4 exons. The record is from RefSeq and is a predicted model, not a curated record. Gene Ontology annotation, cellular component: cytoplasm. Bases 277 to 1410 code for a protein of 377 amino acids. NCBI's taxonomy places the organism in Eukaryota, Viridiplantae, Streptophyta, Magnoliopsida, Solanales, Convolvulaceae.